GAAGACACGAGGGUCCUGCUGAAAUAUCUCCGAGAAAUGGAAGAAUGUGUCUCGAGAGAGUCACAGUCUCACAGAGGCGCACCGCGCAGCCAAAUGAAUUCGCUUCAAUGCGGACAGAAUUAGCAACCACCUCGUUUCAUUUAUUUACUGCUCUCGUCGGUGACUCAUCAGUCUCACUGUUCGCUCUCGGUCCAGGCGUGGAAGCGUUCAUAAGCUGGAAGCGGAGCUCUCCAGGCUCGCUCUACUCUCACUUGUCACCCUCGCCUCUUCGCCAUGGAUCCUCGCGGCGCGAGAUGGACGGCUCCGUCGCUGCGCCUGGCGCUCGUGCUUCUCCAAGCGAGCAUCUCUGCGUGCGCGGGAGCCUCCCAAACUUACAUUGUUCAGAUGGCCGCGUCGGAGAAGCCGAGCGCCUUCGAUUUUCACCACGAGUGGUACGCCUCGACGGUGAAGUCCGUGAGCUCUGCGCAGGUUGAAGCUGAGCAGCAGGAGGAGGAUGGUUACGCGAGGAUCGUCUACAACUACGAGACGGCCUUCCAUGGCUUCGCGGCGCGGCUCGACGAGGACGAGGCCGAGCGGAUGGCCGAGGCGGCCGGCGUGCUGGCCGUGCUCCCGGAGACGGUCCUGCAGCUGCACACCACCAGGAGCCCCGACUUCCUGGGCAUUGGCCCGGAGGUGAGCAACAGAAUCUGGGCCGCCGGCCUCGCCGACCACGACGUCGUCGUCGGCGUGCUCGACACCGGCAUAUGGCCCGAGAGCCCCAGCUUCAGCGACAAGGGCCUCGGCCCCGUGCCGGCCAGGUGGAAAGGCCUGUGCCAGACCGGCCGCGGCUUCACCACGGCCGACUGCAACCGCAAGAUCAUCGGCGCCCGCAUCUUCUACAACGGCUACGAGGCCUCCUCGGGCCCCAUCAACGAGACCACCGAGCUCAAGUCCCCGCGCGACCAGGACGGCCACGGCACGCACACCGCCGCCACCGCCGCGGGCUCGCCCGUGCCGGACGCCGGCCUCUUCGGCUACGCGCGCGGCGUCGCCCGCGGCAUGGCGCCCCGCGCACGCGUCGCGGCCUACAAGGUGUGCUGGACCGGCGGCUGCUUCAGCUCCGACAUCCUCGCGGCCGUCGACCGCGCCGUGUCGGACGGCGUCGACGUGCUCUCCAUCUCCCUCGGCGGCGGCGCCUCCCCCUACUACCGCGACAGCCUGUCCAUCGCGUCGUUUGGGGCCAUGCAGAUGGGCGUCUUCAUCGCCUGCUCGGCCGGCAACGCCGGCCCGGACCCGAUAAGCCUCACCAACAUGUCGCCGUGGAUCACCACGGUGGGCGCGAGCACCAUGGACCGUGACUUCCCGGCCACGGUGACGCUCGGCAACGGCGCCAACAUCACCGGCGUGUCGCUCUACAAGGGCAGGCAGAACCUUUCGCCUCGGCAGCAGUACCCGGUGGUCUACAUGGGCGGCAACUCGAGCGUCCCGAACCCCAGGUCCAUGUGCCUCGAGGGGACACUGGAGCCCAACGCCGUCACCGGAAAGAUCGUGAUAUGCGACCGCGGCAUCAGCCCUCGGGUGCAGAAGGGCCAGGUUGUCAAGGAAGCGGGUGGCAUCGGCAUGAUCCUCGCCAACACCGCGGCCAACGGCGAGGAGCUCGUCGCCGACAGCCACCUCCUGCCAGCCGUGGCCGUUGGGGAAUCUGAAGGCGUGGCGGCAAAGAAGUACACCAGGACGGCCCCAAAGCCGACGGCGACACUCAGCUUCGCCGGAACCAAGCUCGGGAUCCGGCCGUCGCCGGUGGUCGCCGCGUUCUCCUCCCGGGGCCCAAACUACCUGACUCUGGAGAUCCUCAAGCCGGACCUCAUCGCGCCCGGCGUGAACAUCCUGGCCGCAUGGAGCGGCGACGCCAGCCCGUCGAGCCUGGCCAGCGACCGCCGCCGCGUCGGGUUCAACAUCCUGUCGGGGACGUCCAUGUCGUGCCCGCACGUCGCCGGCGUGGCCGCGCUGCUCAAGGCAAGCCACCCGGACUGGAGCCCUGCGCAGAUCAAGUCGGCGCUCAUGACCACCGCCUACGUCCACGACAACACCUACCACGUGCUGAAGGACGCGGCGACCGGCGAGGCGUCCACGCCAUUCGAGCACGGCGCCGGCCACAUACACCCGGUGCGAGCGCUCAGCCCAGGCCUGGUCUACGACAUUGGGCAGAACGAGUACCUCGAGUUCCUCUGCACGCAGAACCUGACGCCGACGCAGCUCAAGGGCUUCACCAAGAACUCCAACAUGACAUGCAAGGGCAGCUUCAGCUCGCCCGGCGACCUCAACUACCCGGCGAUCUCCGCCGUCUUCACCGAUCAGCCGGCCACCCCGCUGACGGUGCGCCGCACCGUGACGAACGUCGGCCCUCCGUCGUCGACGUACAAUGUCAAGGUCACCAAGUUCAAAGGCGCCGACGUCGUGGUCGAGCCGAGCACCCUGCACUUCAGCAGCACAAACCAGAAGCUCGCCUACAAGGUUAAGGUGAGGACCAAGGCCGCUCAGAAAACACCGGAGUACGGUGCCCUGUCAUGGAGCGACGGCGUUCACGUAGUCCGGAGCCCCCUGGUCCUCACAUGGCUGCCGCCGAUGUGAGCUUUUCCCCUAGUACUGUACCGUUGCUCUGCAUUAGUCAGAGGGUCCGGGGACAGAAGCAGCUGUGCCCUUGGUAAGCGAGGUUGAUGAAUCAGUUGCGUAGCAGCAGCCAGCAGCACAGGAGUAGCACUUGCCGGAAGGAAAAUGUUGUCAAGCUCCAACUGAAAACAAGCUUUAUUCCUCAAAUGUAUUCAUGCUUAUUCCAAAUGUUCAGUAAAUGGUUGAUUGUUUCUA
This is a messenger RNA of Hordeum vulgare subsp. vulgare (domesticated barley), 2844 nucleotides long. RefSeq names its product subtilisin-like protease SBT1.3. Gene Ontology annotation, molecular function: serine-type endopeptidase activity. The transcript has a single exon. Gene Ontology annotation, biological process: proteolysis. The coding region runs from base 274 to 2610 and encodes 778 amino acids. The record is from RefSeq and is a predicted model, not a curated record. Lineage: Eukaryota; Viridiplantae; Streptophyta; Magnoliopsida; Poales; Poaceae.